Molecule: messenger RNA, 569 nt
Organism: Boleophthalmus pectinirostris (great blue-spotted mudskipper)
Lineage: Eukaryota; Metazoa; Chordata; Actinopteri; Gobiiformes; Gobiidae
Product: hemoglobin subunit alpha-1-like
Exons: 3
Coding region: 67-498 (143 amino acids)
Biological process (GO): hydrogen peroxide catabolic process; oxygen transport
Cellular component (GO): blood microparticle; hemoglobin complex; haptoglobin-hemoglobin complex
Molecular function (GO): haptoglobin binding; iron ion binding; oxygen binding
Source: RefSeq, a predicted model, not a curated record
CUUCUGUCAUGUAUAAAAGUCCACAUCUCACACCACUGAACCAAAGCCACCAACUCUCCAUACAAGAUGAGUCUCUCUGACAAGGAUAAGUCUACAGUCAAGGCCUUCUGGGGCAAGGUCUCUGGCAAGGCUGAUGACAUGGGUGCUGAUGCCCUGAUCAGGCUGUUCUCGGCGUACCCUCAGACCAAGACCUACUUCUCUCACUGGAAGGAUCUUAGCCCAAAGUCCCCUCAAGUGAGGAAGCACGGAAAGACUGUGAUGGGAGGAGUUGCUGACGCUAUCAGCAAAAUUGAUGACCUGACAAACGGACUUGUGACCCUGAGUGAGCUGCAUGCCUUCACCCUGCGUGUGGACCCCAGCAACUUCAGGCUUCUGGCCCACUGCCUCAUGGUUGUCUUUGCCAUCAACUUCCCAACUGACUUCAGCCCUGAGGUCCAUGCAUGUGUUGACAAGUUCCUGCAGGCUUUGGCCCGUGCACUGUCUGAGAAGUACCGGUAAACUGGAGAAGACAGCAGCAGAUCUGAAUACCCUGUCAGUCUGUAUACCAUAAAAAUAAAUGAGCAAAUGCA